AUGCUGCAUUCCAACAAUACACAGUUCCAUCUUCCCUCCUUCCUUCUGGUGGGGAUUCCAGGACUAGAUGUGCACAUCUGGAUUGGCUUCCCCUUUUUUGCAGUGUAUCUGAUAGCCCUUCUGGGGAACAUCACUAUCCUGUUCGUGAUCCAGAUGGAACAUAGCCUCCACCAACCCAUGUUUUACUUCCUGGCCAUGUUGGCCUGCACUGACCUUGGCUUGUCCACAGCCACCAUCCCCAAGAUGCUGGGCAUUUUCUGGUUCAAUCUCAGGGAGAUUGGGUUUGGUGCUUGCAUCACACAGAUGUACACUAUCCAUAUAUGUACCGGCCUGGAGUCUGUGGUGCUGACAGUUAUGGCCAUAGAUCGAUAUAUUGCCAUCUGCAACCCCUUGAGAUAUAGCAUGAUCCUUACCAAUAAGGUGAUAGCUAUCCUGAGCAUAGUCAUCAUAGUCAGGACUUUGGUGUUUGUGACUCCAUUCAUAUUUCUCAUCCUGAGAUUGCCUUUCUGUGGUGUCCGGGUUAUCCUUCAUACCUACUGUGAACAUAUGGGCUUGGCAAAGUUGGCUUGUGCCAAUAUUAGGGUCAAUGUUGUGUAUGGAUUGAUUGCUUUCUCAGUGGGAUACAUUGAUCUAUCUGUGAUUGGAUUCUCCUACGUCCAAAUCCUCCGAGCAGUCUUCCACCUCCCCUCCUGGGAUGCCCGGCUCAAGGCACUCAACACAUGUGGCUCGCAUGUCUGUGUCAUGUUAGCUUUCUACCUGCCAGCCCUCUUCUCCUUCAUGACACAUCGCUUUGGCCACAACAUUCCUCAUUACAUCCACAUUCUUCUGGCCAAUCUGUACGUGGUUGUUCCCCCUGCUCUUAACCCUGUUAUCUAUGGGGUCAGGACAAAACAGAUAAGAGAGCGUGUACUAAGGAUACUUAUCCCUAAAGCCUAUUGA
Molecule: messenger RNA, 939 nt
Organism: Canis lupus familiaris (dog)
Lineage: Eukaryota; Metazoa; Chordata; Mammalia; Carnivora; Canidae
Gene: OR52E5
Product: olfactory receptor family 52 subfamily E member 5
Biological process (GO): G protein-coupled receptor signaling pathway
Cellular component (GO): membrane
Molecular function (GO): olfactory receptor activity; G protein-coupled receptor activity
Source: RefSeq, marked inferred